Molecule: messenger RNA, 1119 nt
Organism: Vicia faba (fava bean)
Lineage: Eukaryota; Viridiplantae; Streptophyta; Magnoliopsida; Fabales; Fabaceae
Source: the annotation of a GenBank genome assembly
AUGAAUUCUGAUGAAAAUCAGUUGAAUGAGGAUAUGCCUGAGGAUCAGGUGAAUAAUCUUUCAUCUGAAAGUGAUUCAUCUAGUAAUGACUCAUAUGAUUACGACGAUGAAUAUCAGUUAGCCGAGGAUGAUUUUCAUGACGAUCCCAGGAAUCUGCGGAAUGCUUACCUAGAUAGCUGGAAUGAGGCUUAUUUUGAGGCUUAUAAUGAGCAUAUUGGGGAUAUGGGACAGAAUGCCAUUUUUGAGCAUGCUUACAGUUGUUUUUCGGUCUCGUCUCUUGAUAGGCCAAUUCUGGAAAACGGUGAUAAAAUUAUCAUGCCCGCUUCAGCUCUAGAUCGCCUGACACAUAUGAACAUUGAAUAUCCAAUGUUAUUUGAACUGAAAAAUCCUUCUGCUGAAAGAACUACUCACUGCGGAGUUUUAGAAUUCACAGCUGACGAAGGGAACGUGUACUUACCAGAUUGGAUGAUGGAAGAUAUGCUCUUACAGAAUGGAGACACUAUAUCUCUGAAAAACACAAGUCUUGCCAAAGCAAAGUUUGUGAAGCUGCAGCCUCACACCAAAGAUUUUCUCGAUGUCUCUAAUCCAAAAGCCAUGUUAGAAAUUGCAUUGAGGAGUUACUCGUGUUUAACAACUGGUCGCACUAUAAUGAUUCCAUAUAACAACAAAAAGUAUUACAUUGAUGUGGUUGAAACAAAACCUUCUGAGGCAAUUUCUAUAAUUGAAACAGACUGUGAAGUUGAUUUUGCCCCGCCUCUUGAUUACAAAGAACCUGAGAAGAAUUUGCCAUCUGACUUGUCUGACAAUAAAUCUUCACAAGUUGAAGAAGAGGCAGCAACAAAAACUCCUAGGGUGAUUCCGUUCAGUGGUUUGGGAAGGCGUUUGGAUGGAAAAGCGUCGACACAGUCAGUUGAACCAAGUUCAACUCCAAUUCUAAAGCAGCAACAAACUGAAAAUAAAACCAAGAGUUCCGUUAAUACUUCUGGAAAGCUUGUUUUUGGAUCAAAUGCAAAUGCACCUAAAGUUUCUCGAAAAAAUGAAAGUCACGAGUCACCUAAGAAAACAGACACCCCAGAAUUCCAAGCUUUCACAGGAAAGAAGUAUUCAUUAAGAGAUUGA